Messenger RNA from Ailuropoda melanoleuca (giant panda), 2807 nucleotides. RefSeq names its product protein phosphatase 2 regulatory subunit B'beta (gene PPP2R5B). Gene Ontology annotation, molecular function: protein phosphatase activator activity. The transcript has 13 exons. Lineage: Eukaryota; Metazoa; Chordata; Mammalia; Carnivora; Ursidae. The coding region runs from base 608 to 2173 and encodes 521 amino acids. Gene Ontology annotation, cellular component: protein phosphatase type 2A complex; cytosol; nucleus. The record is from RefSeq and is a predicted model, not a curated record. Gene Ontology annotation, biological process: signal transduction; protein dephosphorylation.
GGCCGGGCGGGGGGAGGUGACUUGAUGUCAUCCUGAGCAGCUGGGCGGCGGGUGCCGGUGCGCACAGAGCCGGGGCUCCCGCGGCGCAGCGCCGCGGUGGGUCGCGUCCCAAGACUUGAGGAGAGGUCCGCACGCCGCCGGGGUAGCCCAGAGCGCGCCGGACGCCUGCACCCCGACUUGGGGCUGAGCUGGGGGCAUGCUCCGGCUCUCCCGGAGCCUGAGAGAGAAUCCAGGAGCGCCGCCACCCAGAGCCAGCGACCGGAGCGGAACCGCGGCGAAGGAGAACUGAACAGCCGCCCCCUCCCCACCCUCAGCUCCCCGCUGGUCCGGGACGGAAGUCUGGGCUUCUGAGAAAGCCAGGGUGAGAACCCCAACUGGACUCUUCGGGACCCCCAGGAAGGACCUGAGGCCUGAGCCAUCCUCCUUUCUACUCUGCCUGCCCCCCAGGACUGGGCAGUUGCCGCAGGCCCUGGGGGGGGGCCCAGACUGUGGCUGUGUGCCCCCCCCCAGGAUGGGCCCAAGUUAGUCAGCCUCACCCAAUUCGGCAUCCUUCAGGCCCAGAGGGAACCCCAGGGGCUCUGAAGGCUUGACCCACCACCUGGCCACCAUGGAGACAAAGCUGCCCCCUGCAAGUACCCCCACGAGCCCUUCUUCCCCAGGACUGUCGCCUGUGCCCCCACCCGACAAGGUGGAUGGCUUCUCCCGCCGUUCCCUCCGCAGGGCCCGGCCCCGGCGCUCCCAUAGCUCCUCUCAGUUCCGCUAUCAGAGCAACCAGCAAGAGCUCACUCCACUGCCCCUGCUCAAAGAUGUGCCAGCCUCUGAGCUGCACGAGCUCUUGAGCCGGAAGCUGGCCCAGUGCGGGGUGAUGUUUGACUUUUUGGACUGUGUGGCUGACCUGAAGGGGAAGGAGGUGAAGCGGGCAGCACUCAAUGAGCUGGUGGAGUGUGUGGGGAGCACCCGGGGGGUCCUCAUUGAGCCUGUCUACCCGGACAUCAUCCGCAUGAUCUCAGUGAAUAUCUUCCGGACCCUACCACCCAGUGAAAACCCUGAAUUUGAUCCUGAAGAGGACGAACCCAACCUGGAGCCUUCCUGGCCACAUCUGCAGCUGGUAUAUGAGUUUUUCCUGCGUUUCUUGGAGAGCCCAGACUUCCAGCCCUCCGUGGCCAAGAGAUAUGUGGAUCAGAAGUUUGUGCUGAUGCUCCUGGAGCUAUUUGAUAGUGAGGAUCCCCGGGAGCGUGAGUACCUCAAGACCAUCCUGCACCGGGUCUAUGGCAAGUUCCUGGGGCUCCGGGCCUACAUCCGCAAACAGUGCAGCCACAUCUUCCUCCGGUUCAUCUAUGAACUCGAGCACUUCAAUGGUGUGGCUGAGCUGCUGGAGAUCUUAGGAAGCAUCAUCAAUGGCUUUGCGCUGCCCCUGAAGACCGAGCACAAGCAGUUCCUGGUCCGGGUCCUGAUUCCCCUACACUCUGUCAAGUCCCUGUCUGUUUUUCAUGCCCAGCUGGCAUAUUGUGUGGUGCAGUUCCUGGAGAAGGACGCCACCUUGACAGAGCACGUGAGUACCUCUGGGGGGAAAGGCAGGCCCCACCCCUGCAGGUCUGACUCCUUUCUGCCUCAACUCCCACAGGUGAUCCGGGGGCUGCUCAAAUACUGGCCAAAGACCUGUACGCAGAAGGAGGUGAUGUUUCUGGGGGAGAUGGAAGAGAUUCUUGAUGUUAUCGAGCCCUCCCAGUUUGUGAAGAUUCAGGAGCCCCUCUUCAAGCAGGUGGCCCGCUGUGUGUCCAGCCCACAUUUCCAGGUUGCAGAGCGGGCUCUGUAUUUCUGGAACAAUGAGUAUAUCCUGAGCCUCAUCGAGGACAACUGCCACACUGUGCUGCCUGCUGUGUUUGGGACCCUCUACCAAGUCUCUAAGGAACACUGGAAUCAAACCAUCGUAUCUCUGAUCUACAACGUGCUCAAGACAUUCAUGGAGAUGAAUGGAAAGCUGUUUGAUGAGCUCACAGCCUCCUACAAGCUAGAAAAGCAGCAGGAGCAGCAGAAGGCCCGGGAGCGUCAGGAGCUAUGGCAAGGCCUGGAGGAGCUGCGGCUACGCCGGUUACAGGGGACCCAAGGGGCCAAAGAGGCACCCCUCCAACGGCUUACACCCCAGGUGGCCACCAGUGGGGGUCAGAGCUAGAGAUCCCCAAAAGGGGAGGAGCUAAAUCCAGAGCUAUCAGUCCCUCUGUCCCCUCUCCUACCCAGGGGCCCAGAGAGACACACACCUACCCCUGGGCUUGCCAGAGUGGGCUUGGAGGGCUCCCUGCCUGGCCCAGCGUGGGCAGCUUUCACUGUGGGGAGAGGAGGAGAGGAGAUGGUGGUCCUGGCAACAGAACUCUCAGGCCUUUGUGGCAGGACUUGACCAGGGCAGGCUUGACCAGGAAGCUGCCACUGGGGACUGCACCUGCCCCGCAAAGCUGGGCUCCAGACUGCAGGCGGGUUCCCACCCUGCUCCUGCCUAGAGCAAGGGGACUCAGCCCCUCGCCUGCCCCAUCUCGUGCCAGCACGAGGUCCUUCCUCACCCUACCAUGGGAUCCAUGGUUUAUUUAUUCUCCCCAGCUCACCCCCAACACAUACCCCUGGGGCAUCCUCUUUCCCUCUUCUCCCUCACCCUGUACUUCCUUGUCCCCUUUUUAUUUAUUGGGCAGGGGGAGGGGUGAGGGCACAGGCAGAAGAGAUUCCCCGUGUCCUAGGGUGGGGGUGUGUGUCACAGUUACCAUGGUCUGUCCCCCUUCCCCUGGCUGGGGGUAGACUUAAUAAAAAGAGAAACUUGA